Maylandia zebra (zebra mbuna) is the source of this 1850-nucleotide messenger RNA. NCBI's taxonomy places the organism in Eukaryota, Metazoa, Chordata, Actinopteri, Cichliformes, Cichlidae. The record is from RefSeq and is a predicted model, not a curated record.
CACUUUGAGAAGAGACUCUGUGGGGAUGGAGCUGUUUUCAUGUGGAGUCCUGCUGUUGGCCUUAACGCUUACAGGAAGCAACGCACAGCUCGAUGUUUGUGGACAAGCUCCACUUAACACCAAGAUUGUAGGAGGCCAGGAUGCUCCUGCGGGAGCGUGGCCCUGGCAGGUCAGUCUGCAAGCAUCCGGUCGCCACUUCUGCGGAGGCUCCCUGAUCAACAAUGAAUGGAUCCUGACUGCUGCUCACUGUUUCCCCAACACCCCAUCAAGACUGACUGUUCACCUCGGAUACGAGUCACUGCAAAGCACUAAUACUAAUGGGGUUUCCCGGUCAGUGUCACGGAUAAUCAAACAUUCACAAUACAACUCCAACUCCAACGACAAUGACAUCGCACUGCUGCGGCUGUCCUCAACUGUUGACUUCACGGACUACAUCCGACCUGUGUGUCUGGCGGAGGAGGGCAGCGUCUUCCCUGCAGAGACGACCACCUGGGUCACCGGCUGGGGCAACAUCCGAGACGGCGUUUCCCUUCCUUCCCCUGGGACUCUACAGGAGGUGAGCAUCCCUAUCGUGUCCAACACCGACUGUAACGAUGCCUACAAUGGUAGAAUCACAAGCAACAUGAUGUGUGCCGGCGUGACUCGGGGAGGAAAGGACUCCUGCCAGGGUGACUCUGGAGGCCCACUGGUGGUUAAAAACAGCUCCGUUUGGGUCCAGGCUGGAGUGGUGAGCUUUGGGAUAGGCUGCGCUCAGCCCAAUUUCCCAGGAGUCUACACUCGGGUAUCACAGUACCAGUCCUGGAUCAACAGACAGAUCACCUCCAACCAGCCGGGCUUCAUCACCUUUGUGCCCUCCUCGGCUCACUUCAUCUACCUCUCAGUUCCUCUGCUGCUCUCCCUCCUCCCCAUCCUCUUCUCUCGCUUUGUCCUCUCAUAGGAAUGCAUCAUUUCUGCUGAACAUCACUGGAAAAACUGUAUUUUCAUCAUCAGUUUCUCAGACAACAGAAAAAUGUUCCCUGAAGGCUCAAAAGUUCACACUUGUUUCCAGUUCACUUUGCUGUUUUGAUAACAUUAGACAAACCGGGAAUCCUGGGAAUGUUUGGUUUUAUUUCUGUUUGUCAAGUCAUUAAAACAGCUUAAAAAACAACAAAUCCCCCCCCAAAAAGAUUGAUUACUUCCUUUAAAAACAAUGCUUACAUGAACUUAACUGCAGAAUAAUGACCCUUAAACUUUUAAGUAUCACUGAUUAACAAUGCAUAUUUAUAAAAAAUAAAAUAUUUUACGUCAAUAGAGCCUGAGCACUGUUGUAAAUACAUUUAUUUUGAAAAAGAAAAUCAGUCUUUAAAUGAUUUCAAAGAACAAUUUGAAAAAAGCUUUAGCAGAAUUAUUUUAUAUUUGAUUAAUGUUUUCGUUGAAUUAAAACUGUGCCAUCCAUCACUUUCUAUUUAUAUAUAUAUAUAUAUAUAUAUAUAUAGCAAAUAAUAAUUUAAUUUAAAAACCCCAGUAUGAUAGACUACAUCAAAAGGAAGAAAUUAGCAAUGCCGUAUAAUAACUACAACAACUCUUAUCUUGAAUAUGUUUGGAUAAAACACUGGUGUAAAAAAAACUAUUAAGAUUAAGAUUUUAAAAUAUAUUUUCACAAUUUAAAGACAGAAUAUAUCAAAUAUAAAUUGAUAAAAUGACAUUUUAAAAUGUAACAUUUAAAAAAAUCUUAUUGUUGUAUUAUUUGAUUUUUAGAAUUUAAUAUAUAAAAUCAACCAAUGAUUAUAUUUAGAAUAAUAAUAUUAACAAUAAUAAUAAUAAUGGAUUGCAUUUAUAAAGCGCUUUACAAUACCACUUUUGAUCCACUC